UUGUCAUAAGCCGAGCGACGGUUUAUCGAUCAGUCUUUUCCCUGGCAUUGGUGAUCCCUCGACCCUGCUAGGUCUAAAGAGGCGAUGUCUCUACGCGGCGGGGACGCUGCUCGCACCCUGGGGCUCCGGGUAUUUGGAAGAUAUUUAUACAGUCCAAUCAGGUCAUUAAGUUCCUUGCCAGAUAAAAAAAAAGAAUUUUUACAGAAUGGACCAGAUCUUCAAGAUUUUGUGUCUGGGGAUCUUGCAGACAAGAGCACCUGGGAGGAAUAUAAAGGAAACUUAAAACGCCAGAAAGGAGAAAGGUUAAGACUACCUCCAUGGCUAAAGACAGAGAUUCCCAUGGGGAAAAAUUACAAUAAACUGAAAAAUACUUUGCGGAAUUUAAAUCUCCAUACAGUAUGUGAGGAAGCUCGAUGUCCCAAUAUUGGAGAGUGUUGGGGAGGUGGAGAAUAUGCCACUGCCACAGCCACAAUCAUGUUAAUGGGUGACACAUGUACAAGAGGUUGCAGAUUUUGUUCAGUUAAGACUGCAAGAAAUCCACCUCCCCUGGAUACCAGUGAGCCCUACAAUACUGCAAAGGCAAUUGCAGAGUGGGGUCUGGAUUAUGUUGUGCUGACAUCUGUGGAUCGAGAUGAUAUACCUGAUGGGGGAGCUGAGCACAUUGCAAAGACUGUAUCAUACCUUAAGGAAAGGAAUCCAAAAAUUCUUGUGGAAUGCCUCACCCCUGAUUUCCGAGGAGAUCUUAAAGCAAUAGAAAAAGUUGCACUGUCAGGAUUAGAUGUGUAUGCACAUAAUGUAGAAACAGUUCCAGAAUUACAGAGGAAAGUUCGUGAUCCCAGGGCCAAUUUCGACCAGUCUCUACGUGUACUGAAACAUGCCAAGGAGGUUCAGCCUGAUCUUAUUUCUAAAACAUCAAUAAUGUUGGGUUUAGGUGAGAAUGAUGAGCAAGUAUAUGCAACAAUGAAAGCGCUCCGUGAAGCAGAUGUAGACUGUUUAACUUUAGGACAAUAUAUGCAGCCAACGAAGCGCCACCUUAAGGUUGAAGAAUAUAUUACUCCUGAAAAGUUUAAAUACUGGGAAAAAAUAGGAAAUGAACUUGGAUUUCAUUAUACUGCAAGUGGUCCUUUGGUGCGUUCUUCAUAUAAAGCAGGUGAAUUUUUCCUGAAAAAUCUAGUGGCUAAAAGAAAAACAAAAGCCCUCUAAAACUUGGACAAGACCUUCAAGAUCACAGAAAUUUUAUUUUAUUUUUUGUGGUGCUGGGAAUUGAUUCCAGGGCCUUGUGUAUGCAAGGCAAGCACAUACCAACUGAGCUAUAUCCCCAGCCCUUGAUCACAGAAAUUUAAAAAAUAUAUUUCCAGUUGGAUCCUAAGUGGUGCAAGAAUGCUUAAACUUCAGCGGAUGCACCUUGAUAUUUUUUUUUUUUUU
Molecule: messenger RNA, 1425 nt
Organism: Marmota flaviventris (yellow-bellied marmot)
Lineage: Eukaryota; Metazoa; Chordata; Mammalia; Rodentia; Sciuridae
Gene: Lias
Product: lipoic acid synthetase
Biological process (GO): lipoate biosynthetic process
Cellular component (GO): mitochondrion
Molecular function (GO): 4 iron, 4 sulfur cluster binding; lipoate synthase activity
Source: RefSeq, a predicted model, not a curated record